GCAUCCUAAGCAAAACAAACAUAUCUGGACCUCGACCUUUCUCUCCUACCCACCGAGAGUAACGCCACUUCUCUUUACUCCCCCCAUCAGCUUUGACUCCUCCAGGACAGUCCGUCGUCAGACCCCGUCCGAACCCCCAGUCAACCUUACCCCUCCAUGGAUCGCAUCAUGGCCCAACAACAGUCCUUUGAUUAUUAUCAACUACCGCAAAUGCCUCAGUCAAUGGUCCCUCCCGAGCUCUCUCCGCACUCCUUCUACGACACCCAGGCCGACUUCAGCGCCGACUCGGCCCCUUCCCGCGGCUCCCCCGUCUCCCCCGUCUUCCCCGCCUCCUUCCAGCUCCCCUCCGGUGGCGACUGGCCCACCGCCUACUUCGAGAAGCCGGACCUCGACGUCUUCUACGGCGAGGCUUUCGGCAGCCCAAUGUCCUUCCUCUCGUCCCAGAACCUCACCCUGAGCCCCCCGGCCAACCCCGCCGACCUCAUGUCCGACGCCGUCGCCUUCGGCCGCGAGGGCGUCAACGACAACCAGCCCGUCUUCCAGGACCUCGACGCACCCGCCCGCCCACAAAAACAACAACAACAGCAGCAGCAGCCACAGACCAAGUUGUCGCGUCCCGCCAGAACAACACCAUCCACGCCUCGCCCCCGGUCCCAGCAACAACAAGAACAACAACCGCAAAGGCAAGCUCCCCAGAGGACCUCCCCGCGCAACAAUGACCUCAAGCGCAAGUCCUCCUCCGCCUCGGCCUCCUCCCGUUCGAUCUCGCCGGAACCCCCCGCGCGCCGCACGCGGCACGCCGAGCCCUCCAGGAACCCGCACAACAUGAUCGAGAAGCGGUAUCGCGUCAACAUCAACGAGAAGAUCAUCGCCCUCCGCGACGCCGUCCCCUCACUGCGCUGCGUCGUCCAGCAGGCCGAAAACCCGCAGGUCGUCGGCGGCGGCGACAGCGACGAGCCCCAUGACGUGGUCGAGGAGCUCGGCGGCCUCAUGCCCGCCCGCAAGCUCAACAAGGCCACCAUCCUCAGCAAGGCCACCGAGUAUAUCACCCACCUCGAGAAGAAGAACGGGCAGCUGUGGAAGGAGAACCAGGACCUCGAGAAGAGGCUCGCCGAGGCGCAGCGAUGGCAGAGGGCGCGGGCCGAGGCCGGGCCGUUCUGUUCGUGAGUUGUCCUUGCAUCACGUAAUCUUUACACGGCGAUGGGGGCGGAGAGUUGGAGAAGAAAACCCCGGGGGAAGACGAGACACAAAAAUAUACCAUAGAUGUGUGUCCGAGACUGCCCUGU
This is a messenger RNA of Colletotrichum navitas, 1286 nucleotides long. Its product is annotated as helix-loop-helix DNA-binding domain-containing protein. Bases 157 to 1167 code for a protein of 336 amino acids. The transcript is spliced from 2 exons. Lineage: Eukaryota; Fungi; Ascomycota; Sordariomycetes; Glomerellales; Glomerellaceae. Gene Ontology annotation, molecular function: protein dimerization activity. The record is from RefSeq and is a predicted model, not a curated record.